Eriocheir sinensis (Chinese mitten crab) is the source of this 2558-nucleotide messenger RNA. RefSeq lists its product as uncharacterized. Bases 102 to 2558 code for a protein of 818 amino acids. Lineage: Eukaryota; Metazoa; Arthropoda; Malacostraca; Decapoda; Varunidae. The transcript is spliced from 2 exons. The record is from RefSeq and is a predicted model, not a curated record.
CACACCACCACAGUCAACCCUCAACCAAGCUCAGAGGAGGACCAGCAACCAACCACCUCCAGAAUUUGACCUCAGACACAUUGACCUCAUUUGGGAAGGUCAUGGAUGGUCACCUUUCCUCCCCUUGUGAUAUGGGUGAUGGGAGUGCAAGGGAGAUGGGUGACCUAAGGAGGGGUACCGCUGGGUUGCAUAAGGUUGAAAUGAAUGAGGAGUUGGAUGACAUAGAAGAUGGGAGUGAAGGGACUUGUGUCGUGGUGAAGGAGAAUGUGAGUUUAAGGGAUGACUUUGAAGAAAUGGUUAAGAAAAGUGAAGAAAACGGAGGAUUAAGAGAACGUAUCAGCAUUCUGGAUAACUCAAGUAAAGAAAUGAUGGCUAUGAGUGAAGAAAACGAAGAAGAAAGACGAAAAAAUGGUGUUAGGGGAAACUUAAGUAAAGAAAUGAUUGAGGAAAGUGAAGAAAACGGAGGAUUAAGAGAACUUAUUAGUAUUCUGGAUAACUCAAGUAAAGAAAUGAUGGCUAUGAGUGAAGAAAACGAAGAAGAAAGACGAAAAAAUAGUGUUAGGGGAAACUUAAGUGAAGAAAUGAUUGAGGAAAGUGAAGAAAACGGAGGAUUAAGAGAACGUAUUGAUAUUCUGGAUAACUCAAGUAAAGAAAUGCUAGCUAUAAGUGAAGAAAAAAGAAGAAAAAAUAGUGUUAGGGGAAACUUAAGUGAAGAAAUGAUUGAAAAAAGUGAAGAAAACGGUGAAUCAAGAGAAAAUAACAGUUUUAAGGGUGACUCAAGAAAAGAAAUAAUGGCGCUAAGUAAAGAAAACGAAGUAGUAAAAGCAUUUAUUACUGUUAAGGGAGAUUUUAGUGAAGAAAAUGAGGACUCAGGUGAAGAAAAUGAGAAGAAAAGAGGAAAUAGAAGCAAGGGAUAUAACGUAAAGGAAGAAACGAUUGCCUUUGAUGAAGAAAACGAGGAAAUGAAAGAAAAUAUUAGUGUUAGGGGAGACUCGAGUAAAAAAACGAUUGACUUAAGUGAAAAAAACGAAGAAAUAAGAGAAUGUAAGGGUGACUCAAGCAAAGAAAAGGAUAUUACUAUAGAGAGUGAGAAGAUAGGAGGAAAUACAAAUGAAGAAAAGAUAGAAUUAAAAGAAGAAAACGCUGAUUCAAAAGGGAGUACUUGUGAAAAUGAAACACAGACCCAACCAGACAGUGCCUCAACUCAAAGCCAAACCAGCAACACACAGAAACACUUACAAACCAAACGAUACAGAAUUGUGACCCACGAAUUUCAUAGCUUUCACAAACCAAGGAGUGUUGCAUGUGACUUAGAACGUGAAGAUGAAACACAAACUCAACCAAACAGUGAAUCAACUCAAAACCAAACAAGCAACAUAGAAAAACAAGCAGAAAACAAACAAUAUGAGAACGUAAGCCAAAAUUUCACUGUCCCAAGCAAAACAAAGAAAGACGAAGAUGAAUUAGACAGUGAAAAUGAAAUACAAAUCGAACCAAACAGUGAAUCAACUCAAAACCAAACAAGCAACAUAGAAAAACAAGCAGAAAGCAAACAAUAUGAGAACGUAAGCCAAAAUUUCACUGUCCCAAGCAAAACAAAGAAAGACGAAGAUGAAUUUAACAGUGAAAAUGAAAUACAGACUCAACCAAACAGUGAAUCAACCCAAAACAACUCAAGCAACACACAGAAAUACACAGCAACCAAGCAGUAUUACAACUUAAGUCCAAUAUUUACUGACUUGAGCGAAACAGAAAAUGAGGAAGAUGAAAUAGACAGUGAAAAUGAAAAACAAACUGAAGAAAACAAUGAAUCAAAACAAAACAAGACAAACAACGCAGAAGAAAACACAGAAUCCAAACAAUAUACUGACUUAAACAAAACAAAGAAUGAUGAUGAAAAUGACCAAAAAAGUGAAAAUGAAAAACAAUAUCAAGAAAACAAUGAAUCAAGACAAAACAACUCAAGCAACACACAAGAAAACACAGAAACAAAACAACUUACUGACUUAAGCAAAACAAAGAAUAGUGAUGAAAAUGACCCAAAAAGUGAAAAUGAAAAACAAUCUCAAGAAAACAAUGAAUCAAGACAAAACAAAACAAGCAACACACAAGAAAACACAGAAACAAAACAACUUACUGACUUAAGCAAAACAAAGAUUGACGAAAAUGACCAAAACAAUCAAAACAAAACCCAAACGAACAAUGAAAACAACAACAACAAAGAAGAAAACGGAGAAAACAAAGAAAACAAAAACUCAGACCAAAAAAGUUCCGAGGAAAGUGAAUCCAAAAGUGAUGAAAAUGACACCGCAAAAACCUCAAGUCCAAAUGAUAGUGACCAACCCUUUUUAAGUGACCCAAAAGAGGAAAAGGGAAUUAAGGAGAAAGCCCCCCUUAAUGAGACCCUAGCAAAAGUCGGGUCGGGGGGGACGGGGAAGGGAAGGGGGGUUGAGAAGGCUUUGAAGGGGGCGGUAUCCCAUCUCCCCCUUCCCCGGCAAUCCACCUUCACCAUUUCCUCUGUAGGGGAGAAAGGGGUGAAAGGGGGUGGGGGGGAGUAA